This is a messenger RNA of Bolinopsis microptera, 1080 nucleotides long. RefSeq names its product pinopsin-like. The record is from RefSeq and is a predicted model, not a curated record. Gene Ontology annotation, biological process: cellular response to light stimulus; phototransduction; G protein-coupled receptor signaling pathway. Gene Ontology annotation, cellular component: plasma membrane. Bases 1 to 1080 code for a protein of 359 amino acids. Lineage: Eukaryota; Metazoa; Ctenophora; Tentaculata; Lobata; Bolinopsidae. The transcript is spliced from 6 exons. Gene Ontology annotation, molecular function: G protein-coupled photoreceptor activity.
AUGAACGGGUUUCAGUACACACCUCUUGAACUGCUGCUGAUGAAAAUAACCCUGAUAGUGUUCAUUGUAGUGGGAGCAGUGGGUAAUCUUGGUGUUAUUCUUGCUGUUGUUGGAAUAAAAAAGUGGCGAACUCCUUCAAACGUUCUCUUAGCUAACUUAGCAACAGCUGAUCUCAUUGUUAACCUCUGGACCUUCCCCAUUACUUUAGCCUCCAUCAUAAAGGUAAGGAUAACCCUAAUGAUAUGGACGAGCAGCUUGCUUGUAGCUGGAAUGCCCAUGUUAGGGUGGGACGAAUACGUUUACUCUCCUGUCACUUUCUCCUGCGGUAUCCACGGUCUUCCAGGCUUCCACAAGUACUACUUCCUCUUCUUCUGCAUCAUCGCAUUCCCCGGUCCGUUCGUGCUUAUGUCCUUUAGUUACAGUAUGAUAUUCCUGAGGAUGUGUACUGUCCAAAACAACACUCGCAAACAGACGAUGAGACAGGUGCGGGCCUCAGUGAUUCUGCUGAUUAUAAUAAUCAUGUUUUCAAUCUCCACAUUGCCCACUUUUAUUGUGGCCCUCAUGUUCUGGUCUAAGAUGACCCUAAGGAUUCCUAUCCAAGUCCCCAUAGUUCUUCAUUGGGUGCUCCAGAGUAAUGCGAGUCUAAAUCCAGUAAUAUAUAGUCUGCUGAAUAGACAGUACCGUACCACGUGGGUUGAGUUCGUAGCACGGCACCAACACCUCGCUAAACAGAGACGUUCCCUGGCAACAAACCCUCUCAACAUGGACCGGUCACGUGGUUAUAGUCGGGGGAAUCUAGCUCCUAAACCUCUACUCCGGAGACAAGCUGUACCCAUACCUGCUUGUAAUGAGGAGUACAGGAGACAAGCUGUACCCAUACCUGCUUGUAAUGAGGAGUACAGGAGACAAGCUGUACCCAUACCUGCUUGUAAUGAGGAGUACAGGAGACAAGCUGUACCCAUACCUGCUUGUAAUGAGGAGUACAGGAGACAAGCUGUACCUGCUUGUAAUGAGGAUAACAGGAGACAAGCUGUACCCAUACCUGCUUGUAAUGAGGAUUACAGGAAGACGCAAGAUUGA